UCGAUCACGCACCUUACGAGUGCGAAAAUAGGUUUUCUUUUUGUCAACAUAGAACUUGCUCUGUCAUGCAUGAAUUGCAACAUUAAAAAAUGAUUACAAUGUUUAUUAUUAUUCAAAUGACUCAGCAGAAUUAAAAACAACUUUGGACUCAUGACACUCGCACAAACUGAAGUGACUGAUGUAAAUUAAACUCUGCUCGGACUUCAGAAAACGUGAUUCACACAGCCGGGCCGACUACCUCAAUCAUGAUCAUUGUUACAACUUGCUUUUUUGUAUUCUUAAACUAGGCUUGGUUGGCUAGGGCCUCGUAUUGUCAAAACUUGAUUAAAUAAUUAUGAUAAAAACAAAAUUGCAACCAUACUACAACAAUGUCACAUGUGGGGUGUACUGCACUGCCGUGGUAAUGCUGCUGAUUCGGAAAACAUCAAGGACUAAGUACGAAUUCCAGUAAAAACAUCUGACAUCAUCAUGUACAGAUUACCAAGAGUAAUCCAGGGCCAUCAGAGGAUGCUGGGUAAGCUUCGCCCACAAGAUGCCAAACAAAUCGUGAAGAAGGCUCUUGAACAACUCAGUGCCAAUCCUGAUCCUAAGAUACGACACAUUGAGCACCUUAAGACUGUCUCCCAGGGGAUACAACGGGAAUACUUUCACACAGGGGGGCGCUAUCCCGCUAAUGGUAAAUCUCUUUUUGGAGAUUCAUAUGAGGUAUGGUCAGAUGACAUGGCUUGCAUACUACAGGGGACCUGCCUCCCUGGUAGCACAAAGUACUGCCGUACCAAAUCCAUGUUUGGCAAGCUUGAUUUGACUGACAUUAUGCAGGGAACAUCAACUAAACGCCAAAUGUCCACUUUGACCAUGGCCUCCGCACCAAUCUGUCGUACCUUUCACACAUUGGUAAUUCCUACACUUACUUCAGGUCUUCAAGUACGUCAGCAGCUACCGAGAAAGGUCUAUGGCCAUGAUGGUAGCCGGGCUAGUAGCUGUUUGAAGUCUGGCUUGUCUAAGGACGAAUGGAAUGAAGAGAUUGCGUGUGUUCUUCAAGGAACUUGCCUUCCUGGAAGUACCCGAUAUUGCCGUACUAAGUCUAUGUUUGGCUCGUUGAACCUGAAAGAUGUAAUGCAAGGGUCAUUGCAUCGAUGCUACAGCACUAGGCCAUCAUCAUCAGACACCCAAACGUCAUCAUCUGCAACAGCAGAUAGCCAGCUUACACAGCGUCAGAGGCUCACCAUUGCCAUGAGAGAUUAUGGCUCUACUGUAAUAGUCUUCCACAUCUGUAUCUCCUUGAUGUCUCUGGGAAGCUUUUAUCUUGCCGUCUCCAGUGGUUUAGAUGUGCAGUCUCUUCUGAAGACCAUUGGUUUAAGCUCAGAUACUGUGUCUUCACGGAUUGCAACUGGUACAAGUACAUUCCUGGUGGCAUAUGGUGUUCAUAAGGUGUUUGCACCAGUGCGGAUUGCUGUAACCUUAACUUGCACACCGUUUAUUGUGCGCUACCUACGUGGUAUUGGUUUACUGAAGAUUAAAUCUGUACCUAUUUCAAAAUGAUUUGCGGCUUUUGAAAAUUCUUAUUGCACUUUUACAAUAAAUCAUUUGCAGUUUGCACACACAACAAAAUGCUGAAAGUGUGACAUUUUAACCCUCGCAGAGUCUUUCCCAAAGGCUUUAUGACAACACACAUGAACAAGUACAAAACACUCGUAACAGAACCAGAUGGCUUGAAAUACCAGCCCCCUUCCCUCCACUACCUUUGUCCCCUUAUCCAUUGUUAACCCCCUUACUUUUUCAGUGCUGUGUGCCCCUUUCCCUAUUCUUCUGUUCCACUUCAAUGCUUCUGCGUAACAGUUUGUGAUUGAUGUUUUUCAGUUUAGUCUGAGAAAGACUCUGGAUUAAUCUUAUCUCGAGUUAGGAGUAACCUGUCUUCGGAUACGGAACUGAACUCGUUCUAAGGCCUAAAAUUAAUUCCAAGUUUGGAUGAGUUAGUUGAAAUUGACAGCAGGGAUCGAAAUAUCAUGCCAUUAACUAUUGUUUGCAUUUAUACAUGUACCAUAGGUCCUUUUGGUUGGGAAGCAGUUUGCAGCAGCUUAUUUUAUUUUCUCCUAAAUCAUAUUAAAUUUAUAGUUCCAUCCUGUGUUGUAAUGUAUACUGCUGUACACAUAAUGUGUCAAUAACAAAGACAUCUGCAUCUCCCUUGCACAGGACAUUGAGCAGUCUUGAGAUAAUUAACUUGCAUUCCAGCAGCAGGAAAAGAAAACCAACAAAUUAAACACCAAAUGACAUAGAAUACCAACAUUGUCACUUUGUUGUUGAACUCGGACCAAAUUUACGUAACUAGACUGCCUGCUUCAUUUUUGAAAGGGCAAGGGCACCCAAGGCAUUUUCUCCUUGGUAAAGGGCACCCUGAGAGGAAGUUGUAAACUUGUACUGUAGCGUUACUAGGGCACCAAGGCAAACUGAUAUCCAGGGGGCAUGUAGGCAAUCGCCUUCCUUGCCUCCAUGAAGUAUCAGAGACCAGUCUUCUCACUGGUGUAUCCCAAUAUAAGCAUCAAAUAACAAGC
Molecule: messenger RNA, 2552 nt
Organism: Asterias rubens (European starfish)
Lineage: Eukaryota; Metazoa; Echinodermata; Asteroidea; Forcipulatida; Asteriidae
Exons: 3
Coding region: 469-1542 (357 amino acids)
Cellular component (GO): mitochondrion
Source: RefSeq, a predicted model, not a curated record